AUGACUUCGACUCUAAGCCCAACGACUUCAUCUUCCUUAAGUCUCUCGAACGGCGGGCUGACGAUUGCUAUUCUUCCUCUCACUGGUAUGACUGUCACAGCAACUGCUGUGCCUCCCACGACAGGCCUAGCAGUUGUUGACGGCACGACCAACGCCUUCCGCUCAGAUGGCAUCACUCUUUUCGAUGGACAAGUCUUCAGCUUAGUUUUCGAUGGCUUGGUCGACAGUUCAACCACGGCCCAUUGGACCAGCGUAAGCCUAUCUACGUCACUCCCCGAAGCACAUCAAGACCUUCGAAGAAGACAGGACACCGAAGGAGCUUCAACACCCAAGGAUCGACCCAUUCAGGUCGAAGAGCCGCAAACGUCCUCAGUGCCACCCGAUAGCCCGACGAAUGCAUAUUCAAGCACUGCCAUCAGCUUGAGCUCGCCGACUCCGAGCUCGUACACUGGUCCUGGUGGCACGGAGGGCUUGACGCAAACGACCGCUACAUCCACUACGCUGACAGGCACCCCUACUUCGCAGGCCACCUCUUCGAUUACGAUCACUAGCGAGACUACACUGACUACUGCUACCGGGACAAAGACAGUCACGAGUAGCGCCACCCAGUCUGGAUCGAGCGCGACUUCCAGUGCUGGAGCUGCUGGUCUUGUGCAACAGCAGUUGAGCAUUGAAGGGUGGAUAGUCGCUGCUCUGGGUCUACUUGCGACUUCAGUGCUCUUCUGCUACGUUCUGGUGUAUAUCGUCUCCAAUGAGGACGGACGGACUUCUUCUUCGAAAAUAUGGAUGAAGAGGGAUCACACUUGA
Molecule: messenger RNA, 807 nt
Organism: Pseudocercospora fijiensis CIRAD86
Lineage: Eukaryota; Fungi; Ascomycota; Dothideomycetes; Mycosphaerellales; Mycosphaerellaceae
Exons: 2
Coding region: 1-807 (268 amino acids)
Source: RefSeq, a predicted model, not a curated record